GCCACUUCGCCGUGUAUUGAAGCAAGAUGGCAGCUGUUGUCGAGAAUGUUGUCAAACUGUUGGGCGAGCAAUACUACAGAGAUGCCAUGGAGCAAUGUCAUAACUACAAUGCUCGUCUUUGCGCGGAGAGGAGUGUGCGCAUGCCCUUCCUCGACUCUCAGACGGGUGUGGCUCAGAGCAACUGCUACAUUUGGAUGGAGAAGAGGCACAGGGGGCCUGGCAUGGCUCCAGGCCAGCUCUACACAUAUCCUUCCAGGAGGUGGAGGAAGAAGCGGAGAUCUCAUCCUCCAGAGGACCCCCGACUCAUGUUCCCCGCCGUGAAGUCAGAGCUUGAUUUUGGACUCAAAAAGGAUACGCUCUUGUCAUCGGAUGGCAGCAGCCUGGAGGCCCUGCUGAAGGGCGAGUCCCUAGAGAAACGGACACCUGCAGAUCCCAGAGCGUCUGAGGAAGACUCCAACCCCAGUGACUACACCCCUGGCCUGAACCCCGCCACACGCAUCAGAAAGAGAAUCCUCGAGCCUGACGACUACUUGGAUGACCUGGACGACGAAGACUACGAGGAAGACACACCCAAGAGAAGAGGCAAAGGCAAGGGGAAGGGUCGAGGAGUGGGCAGCAACAGGAAGAAGCUGGACACCGCAGCCAUGGAGGACAGAGACAAGCCGUACGCUUGCGACAACACUAUCAAACAAAAGCAUAUUUCCAAACCUUCUGAAAAAGUCUGUGGAAAGCGCUACAAGAACCGUCCAGGUCUGAGCUACCACUACACCCACUCACACCUGGCGGACGAAGAGGGCGAAGAUACAGAGGAGAUGGAGGCCAGUGAGCCUCCACCCCCGUUGCCGGAGCAGCCCAAAACUACGAAGAAAGGCCCAGAUGGUAUUGCCCUGCCGAAUAACUACUGUGACUUCUGCCUGGGGGACUCCAAGACCAACCACAAGACGGGCCAAUCCGAAGAGCUGGUGUCCUGCUCCGACUGCGGACGCUCAGGCCACCCCUCCUGCCUGCAAUUCACGCCCGUCAUGAUGGCGGCCGUCAAGACGUAUCGCUGGCAGUGCAUCGAGUGCAAGUGCUGCAACAAGUGCGGCACCUCUGAGAACGACGAUCAGCUGCUCUUCUGUGACGACUGCGAUCGAGGUUACCACAUGUACUGUCUCACCCCACCCAUGUCUGAACCUCCAGAAGGGAGCUGGAGCUGCCACCUGUGUCUGGACCUCCUCAAAGACAAAGCAUCCAUUUAUCAGAGCCAGAAUGCCCCGCCCUCGUGAUGGCCACUCCUUCUGCGCACACUCGCCCCUCGCCCAUUGUGCAGCAUCAACACAGGUGUGACGCGAGGAGGACACGGGUGUGUCCAGAGGGAGGGUGCGAUUGGUCCAAAGGGAAGUACACUUUACCACACUGGCCUCAUCUCAUGUCUUCAAAUACGACUGUUACACAUGGCAGACUACACCGUCAACCCAGUACCAUGACGUUACCCAAACACACACUUCUUUCCUCCAAUUUAUAUAUUUCUAAAAUACAAAGUACACUUUCACUCAUCAUGUCGUGCCAGUAGCCCAGCCACAUACGCUCAUAAUAGAUCUUAUGAAAAUGGCUCAUUAUUAAAAUGGCUCCGAAAAGCUCAUCUUAAAUGAAGCAUUGCUCAAGGGCAACGUUUCAAAAGGGACUCAAAACAUGGCACCGUAAAGUACUACCGUGUACUUUUACAACCUUAACAGCAACGGCAAAAUGAUACCUACAAUACAGUAGAUAUGAUCAUAUACACAUCUUUAUACAGAAACAAUGCAAUAUGUUCACACUUCAGUAUGAAAUUGAAAAGGGGAAAUGAGCCAUCCGUAAACACACACACAAACUACAAUAACUACACAGAGACCUCCAACGCGCACUCCUGACAUGUUUCAUGCUGAUUCUUCCUGCAACUAAACCCAAGCUGCUUGUCCACGUGCUGUAUGUACAAGUAUAAGACGUAUGCAUCAGGGCCUCAAGCUCUUCCUUGCUGUGUUCUAGCAGUUUGCUUCUCACACCCCUUCUUUCUUUCCCACCAUCUUCUAAAAGAUGCAUUUGAGCAAGGCUUGUUGUAUCUGGACCCGCCCAGCGAUGCUUCUAGGUUAUCUGGAGCCGCUUUGCCCAAAAUGUGAUGAAUGAAGAGGCAGCAUGACAGACAGUUGUGAGUUGUGGUACUGAGAGAGCAGAUGACCUUAUUGCAAAAUUGGCUUGUGUGUGUGUGUGUGUGUGGGGUGGGGGGGGGGUG
Messenger RNA from Dunckerocampus dactyliophorus (ringed pipefish), 2251 nucleotides. RefSeq names its product double PHD fingers 2 (gene dpf2). NCBI's taxonomy places the organism in Eukaryota, Metazoa, Chordata, Actinopteri, Syngnathiformes, Syngnathidae. The record is from RefSeq and is a predicted model, not a curated record. The transcript is spliced from 12 exons. Gene Ontology annotation, cellular component: nBAF complex. The coding region runs from base 27 to 1268 and encodes 413 amino acids. Gene Ontology annotation, biological process: nervous system development.